AACCAGCAAAGUUGGUCCCCUAAAUAGUUCAACCAAAUCUAUUCACGCAUUGUGUCGCACCCAAAAUUCGUUCGUCAUGCCUCCAAAAGUAAGUGGAAAAGCUGCGAAGAAAGCGGGGAAAGCUCAGAAAAAUAUCACAAAGGGCGAUAAAAAGAAGAAACGCAAGAGGAAGGAGAGCUACGCCAUUUACAUCUACAAAGUCUUGAAGCAGGUCCACCCAGACACCGGCAUUUCCUCUAAAGCCAUGACCAUCAUGAACAGCUUCGUCAACGACAUUUUCGAGCGCAUCGCUGGAGAAUCGUCCCGUCUUGCCCACUACAACAAGCGUUCGACCAUCACUAGCCGGGAAAUCCAGACGGCCGUCCGUCUGCUUUUGCCCGGUGAGUUGGCCAAGCACGCCGUGUCUGAAGGCACCAAGGCAGUCACCAAGUACACCAGCACCAAGUAGAAAGAUCAUCAAUUCGUCGUUAAACAAACUCGUCUCUUUCAGUUCCGUCAUAACGGCCCUUAUGAGGGCCACCAAAGCUAUUGAAAAGAGCAAACGCAGCAACUAGCGUCCUUUGUCUUCCCAAUCUGUCGAAUGAACUGUAUAAGCUUUGUAUCAAUGUUGUAACAUAUUAUCUGAAGCGUCGCUGUUGUGUACCAGAAUAUUUUUAAAAAUAUACGUAGCUACAAUGAU
Messenger RNA from Daphnia pulicaria, 679 nucleotides. RefSeq names its product histone H2B.1/H2B.2. Bases 77 to 448 code for a protein of 123 amino acids. The transcript has a single exon. Lineage: Eukaryota; Metazoa; Arthropoda; Branchiopoda; Diplostraca; Daphniidae. Gene Ontology annotation, molecular function: structural constituent of chromatin; protein heterodimerization activity; DNA binding. Gene Ontology annotation, cellular component: nucleosome. The record is from RefSeq and is a predicted model, not a curated record.